AUGUUAAUGAUGCUUCCUGGUCUUAAUAGAGAGGGAGAGAUGUCGGCUAUGAUCUCUGCUUUAACACAUGUCAUAUGUGGUGAUGGUGGCGAUGAUGAGAAUCGGAAUAUGAAUCAUGACAUGGAGCCUUUCGUUUCUGCGAUAGAAUCUUCAACUUCUUUGUCUUAUGGUGAUAGUUCUGCUCUCAAGAGAAGAAGGGAAGAUGGUGGAUUGUUUGACAAUAAGCAUCAAGUUGUAGAAUGUUCCAGCAAAUGGAUGAAUACGAUAACAACGGAAAGGAACCAAAGUGAAGAAACUAUAUAUGAAUACCGAACAGACAAUAACAAUGUGCCAAAUGAAGAUGAACCAAAAAGAAAAUACAGAGGAGUGAGACAGAGGCCAUGGGGAAAAUGGGCUGCUGAGAUAAGAGAUCCUUUCAAGGCUACAAGAGUUUGGUUAGGAACAUUUGAAACAGCUGAAGAUGCAGCCAAAGCGUAUGAUCAAGCUUCAUUGCGGUUUAGAGGAAACAAAGCUAAACUCAACUUCCCUGAAAAUGUUACACUCAAGCAACAACCUAUUGUUGAUCCACCAACGACUCAUACACAUUCUAAUAGUGUCAUUUUGCCACAUCAUUCUCGUACUGAUUCUAUGGUUCAGAAUGAAGCUCUUUAUAAUUUGCAAGGUUCAAACAAGUUUUAUGAUUAUUUUCAUGGUCAGAAUAUUCCCAUGGCUUCUUCUCUUCAGAGUUCGAUGUCGCCAUCAGCUUCAUAUUCUUCUUCUUCUUUUAGUUCUCCACAGACAACUUCUUCUUUUAGUUCUCCACAGACAACUUCUUCAAUUCCUUCUGUUUAUUCUACUCAGUUGCCAGCAUGGUCUUCUGGUUAA
Molecule: messenger RNA, 864 nt
Organism: Lathyrus sativus (Indian pea)
Lineage: Eukaryota; Viridiplantae; Streptophyta; Magnoliopsida; Fabales; Fabaceae
Source: the annotation of a GenBank genome assembly